AUGGUAGCCAAGAAGGAAUCCAAAAUCGUAAAAAAGCAGAAAAAGAAAAAUGGGAAGAAGAGUAAAAUAGCUGUGAAAAAACCCAAGGCUAUGAAAAGCACCAAGGGGGUUAAGUACGUCCUGGACUGUACGAAGCCAGUAAAGGAUACCAUCCUUGAUAUUAGCGGAUUGGAACAAUUUUUUAAGGACAAAAUUAAGGUGGAUAAAAAGACCAACAAUCUGAAGAACAAAAUAGUGGUCACCUCGGACGACUGCAAGAUCUACAUCACGGUGCACAUCCCCUUCUCCAAGCGCUACAUAAAGUACCUUGCGAAGAAGUACCUGAAGAUGCACCAAAUUCGAGACUUCCUGAGAGUCAUCGCCAAGGGGAAGUUGGCUUACGAGUUUAAGUACUUUCAGCUGAACAAUUAG
Molecule: messenger RNA, 411 nt
Organism: Plasmodium inui San Antonio 1
Lineage: Eukaryota; Apicomplexa; Aconoidasida; Haemosporida; Plasmodiidae
Product: ribosomal protein L22e
Exons: 3
Coding region: 1-411 (136 amino acids)
Biological process (GO): cytoplasmic translation
Cellular component (GO): ribosome
Molecular function (GO): structural constituent of ribosome; RNA binding
Source: RefSeq, a predicted model, not a curated record